AUGGCGGCGGCCGCGGCGGCGCCUCUCGGGCGCGCCCCACCCGCAGGCGGCGCGGCCGGGGCGGCGGGGCCGGGCGGCGGGUCGCCGGGCGGCUGGGCUGGCGCGGCUCGAGGCCGCGAGUUCGAGUACCUGAUGAAGAAGCGCUCGGUGACCAUCGGGCGCAACUCGUCGCAGGGCUCGGUGGACGUGAGCAUGGGCCACUCGAGCUUCAUCUCCCGGCGCCACCUCGAGAUCUUCACGCCCCGGGGCGGCGGCGGCGGCCAUGGCGGGGCGGCCCUGAGCGGCGGCCGCGCAGCCCCGGCCGGACGCGGCGGCGACUUCUACCUGCGCUGCCUCGGCAAGAACGGCGUGUUCGUGGACGGCGUGUUCCAGAGGCGCGGGGCGCCGCCGCUGCAGCUGCCGCGCGUGUGCACGUUCCGGUUUCCAAGCACGAACAUCAAGAUAACGUUCACUGCCUUGUCCAGCGAGAAGAGGGAGAAGCAGGAGGCGCCCGAGUCCCCGGUGAAGGCCGUGCAGCCGCACAUCUCGCCCCUGACCAUCAACAUUCCAGACUCCAUGGCCCACCUCAUCAGCCCCCUCCCCUCCCCCACGGGGACCAUCAGCGCUGCCAACUCCUGCCCAUCCAGCCCCCGGGGAGCAGGGUCUUCAGGGUACAAAAUGGGCCGUGUGAUACCAUCUGACCUCAAUUUAAUGGCUGAAAACUCGCAGCCAGAGAAUGAAAAGGAAGCUUCCGGUGGAGACAGCCCCAAGGAUGAUUCGAAGCCGCCUUACUCCUAUGCACAAUUAAUAGUACAAGCGAUCACGAUGGCUCCUGAUAAACAGCUCACCCUAAACGGAAUCUAUACGCAUAUCACUAAAAAUUACCCGUACUACAGGACUGCGGACAAGGGCUGGCAGAACUCAAUUCGCCACAAUCUCUCUCUGAAUCGUUAUUUCAUCAAAGUACCACGCUCCCAGGAAGAACCAGGCAAAGGCUCCUUCUGGAGGAUAGAUCCUGCCUCUGAAAGCAAAUUAAUAGAGCAGGCUUUUAGGAAAAGACGGCCUAGGGGCGUGCCUUGCUUUAGAACCCCUCUGGGACCGCUCUCUUCUAGGAGCGCCCCAGCCUCUCCCAACCACGCUGGAGUGCUGUCUGCUCACUCCAGCGGUGCCCAGACCCCCGAGAGCCUGUCGAGGGAAGGCUCACCAGCACCCCUGGAGCCUGAGCCUGGCGUCUCGCAGCCCAAACUCGCCGUCAUCCAGGAAGCCCGGUUUGCCCAGAGCGCACCAGGGUCCCCGCUGUCCAGCCAGCCCGUCUUAAUCGCCGUCCAGCGGCAGCUACCACAGGCGGUCAAGCCUGUCACCUACACCGUUGCAACCCCGGUGACCACCGCCACCUCCCAGCCACCCGUGGUGCAGACCGUUCACGUCGUCCACCAGAUACCAGCGGUGUCAGUCACCAGCGUGGCUGGCCUGGCCCCAGCGAACACGUACACUGUCGCGGGACAGGCCGUGGUCACACAGGCGGCUGUGCUGGCCGCCCCUAAGGCCGAGCCACAAGAGAACGGAGAUCACAGGGAAGCGAAAGUGAAAGUAGAACCUGUUCCCGCAAUUAGCCAUGCCACGCUAGGCGCUGCUAGCCGGAUCAUUCAGCCAUCACAGCCCACCCCUGUCCAGACGGUCACCAUCGUACAGCAGGCACCUCUAGGCCAACACCAGCUACCAAUAAAAACUGUAACGCAGAACGGGACUCACGUGGUGCCAGUCCCCACCGCGGGCCACGGCCCGGUGAACAACGCGGCGGCGAGCCCUUUGCACAUGCUGGCGACCCACGCGUCGGCCUCCGCCUCCCUGCCCACCAAGCGCCAGGGCGGCGACCCACCGGAGCAGCCGGAGCUGAAGCGGAUCAAGACGGAGGACGGCGAGAGCAUCGUCAUCGCCCUGAGCGUGGACGCGCCGCCGGCUGCCGUGAGGGACAAGGGCGUCCAGAACUAGUGACGGGAGAGCUUUUCUUCCAAGUGUCAGCUUUGUGGUGCCAAAAGGAGACGCUGCCUCUCACCGGCGCGCGGCGCCCGGUAGGCAGGGCCUGCGGUUGGACUUCGCCUCUCAGCACUGAAACACAGAACCCAGGCGGCCUUACAACUCCUCGAUCAGAGACAAGUCACACUUGAGCAGCCACACGCAACACAGCUGGCCGGCACGGCGCCUCUGAGCCAGCACUCGCUGCGCCGCCGCCUCGGGCGCAGCUUUUAACUGCGCGGAAGAGCUCACGGUCCUCCGCACGGCGGGCUCCUCCGCGUGGGGACGGCGCGGCCGUCGGCGCCAGGUGCAAACGGACCCCCGGCACGGGCCCCGGGGCCAGGCAGGACCCCGGACCCAGCACUGGCGCCGGGAGGCCGGACGGCGUCUGUCCUGCUCACGCGGAGUAGGGUGUCUCGAGGUUACUUUCUCUACAAAGUAAUGGGGUCUCUGACAUUUCACAUCACUCCAUUUCUGCUCUGGAAACUGUGGAAUCGCACAGAACUGUUGGUGUGGAUUUCAUUUGGGGAAAAGGAACAGCAUAGUUUUGUGUUCUGUUGUCUGUUUUCAGCCCACGGAAUGAUUUGCUUUGUCCUGUUAAAGCUCGGACGGAGCGCCGGCCGGCAGCUGCAGCCGCCGGUGUGAGCGCAGCCGCCCGACGGGCUCACCUCCUCCCGGUGCGCAGGGCGGCGCUGCGGCUGCGACUCCAGGGACAGGCCCGGGACGGGACGGGCUGCCGGCUCGCCCCGCCACACUUACUGUUACCUUUCCUGCUACUUUCUGUUGUUUGUUUCUUUGUGUUGACUUUGUCCCUGGCAAAAUAUUUUCACUCUGAGUAAAACCAGUCUCCUGAGUACCGUGUGUGUGUGAAACGCAGAGCCACCACCGCUGCGCUGGAGACAGCCUCGCCACGCGCCCGGCGCAGAAGGGCCACGCUGUCUCCGCGCACCUGUGGUCCCGCCAGCAGGUGUCCCUGCUAGCUGCAACGGCGCCCGGCCAGCGUCCGCCCGACCGCGUUGCCGUCUUCCCUCCUCGUGGCCAGUCCCUGGCGGGGGGGCAGGGUGGAGCCGCGUGCUGUCACCCCCGGGGACUGAGCGAGGCCCCCAGGGAAAGUGCUGGAAGCAUGUGGGUCGCCUUCCGAUUUGCAGCGGAGCUUCCCUACCUUUCAGAGCGGACCCCAGCACGGCCGACCGCCCUGCAGGGGUGAGGGGAGCGGGAAGACGCGGGUGGGGGGGAGGCAGGGGCCCCACACGGCCGCAGCCCGGCUCCUCAGGAAGAAAACCUGCUUUCCGAGCGCGCCAGGCUGGGCCGAGCAGAGUGUGAGCAGAAAGGGCUCCAGCCUUAUCGUGGACUUUCAAUGUCAUCAUCAUAACGUUAUUUAUUUAAAUGUAGUUAUUUUGGUAUUUAAUUUUUUUUUAAAGAGGAAAAAAAAAACCUGUAUUUUCCUGGUGGAAUGAAACAACUCAGAAUGGUAUAUUUAGGCAAUUUUAAAACAUUUAUUAUUUACAUAAAGACCAAAUAUGAUAAAUCUGUUCUAAGUAUUGUGUGUCAAUCCACAGAAUGGGGCUGUCACGAUGUCACUGCAGAUGCAUAUGGAAAAGUAUGGAAUUAGUGCACACUAGCUGGAUCAUAACUCAGCCGUUUUAAAAAUAAAAGUGAAACCGUCACUCGA
Molecule: messenger RNA, 3667 nt
Organism: Microcebus murinus (gray mouse lemur)
Lineage: Eukaryota; Metazoa; Chordata; Mammalia; Primates; Cheirogaleidae
Gene: FOXK2
Product: forkhead box K2
Biological process (GO): regulation of transcription by RNA polymerase II
Molecular function (GO): DNA-binding transcription factor activity, RNA polymerase II-specific; protein binding; RNA polymerase II cis-regulatory region sequence-specific DNA binding
Source: RefSeq, a predicted model, not a curated record